This is a messenger RNA of Xenopus laevis (African clawed frog), 3008 nucleotides long. Its product is annotated as provisional ortholog of cysteinyl leukotriene receptor 2 L homeolog. The record is from RefSeq and is a predicted model, not a curated record. Gene Ontology annotation, biological process: signal transduction; G protein-coupled receptor signaling pathway. NCBI's taxonomy places the organism in Eukaryota, Metazoa, Chordata, Amphibia, Anura, Pipidae. The coding region runs from base 102 to 1109 and encodes 335 amino acids. The transcript is spliced from 2 exons. Gene Ontology annotation, cellular component: plasma membrane; membrane. Gene Ontology annotation, molecular function: signaling receptor activity; G protein-coupled receptor activity.
GACAGUGCCAAUAGUUGUCAUUUAUCAUCUGCAUCUCAGCGCACUGCCAACAUCUACUACUUCUCUCUUACGAAAGUGAACAACAGUCUCAGCUAAAAAAGAUGGCUGACGUUCAACCACCCUCAGGCAAUGAAAGCCUUCAAUGCAAACCAGAUGAAAGUUACAAAUAUCACGUUUACACUGCUGUCUACUCAGUUGUAUUUAUUUUUGGGCUGAUUUUUAAUAUAGCCGCUUUGUAUGUGUUCUGUUUUGUCUGCAAGAAGAAGGGGAACGCAACAAUAUGCCUGUUGAAUCUUGCAGCUGCAGAUCUCACCUUCAUAUGUUUCCUGCCAUUAAGAAUAUCCUAUUACAGAAAUAACGCCACAUGGAUAUUCGGAGACGCACUAUGCCGUAUUACCACAUAUUCUUUUUAUUUCAGCAUGUACGCCAGCAUACUCCUCUUGGCCUGUCUCAGUGGCUUACGAUAUUCUGCUGUGGUGUUUCCAGGAAGCAUAAGUGUAAAGACAACUAUUAAACUCUGUACAUGUGUCUGGUUAUUUUCAGGAGCCAGCACCUCACCCUUUUUCCUGUCAGGAACUCAAAUUCGUGAAAAUGCAACGCGCUGUUUUGAGCCCUCAGGGCAGUUUUCGUGGACUCGGGUCAUGUACAUGAAUUAUUUUGCCCUGAUUUGUGGAUUCUCAAUACCGUUCUUGGUUACUGUGAUAUUUAAUGGGUUACUCAUCAGGCAUAUUAAGCAAAUACCCACGGAGAAAAAAAAAAUUAGAAAACUAAGCAUCAUGAUUGUCCUUGUCCUUUCAGUGUUUUCUUUCUGCUUUUUGCCAUACCACAUUCAAAGAACAAUGCAUCUCUAUUACUUGGUCCAUCACCCAAACAUAUGCAGCUUACAUGCUAUUCUUCAGAGAAGCGUUGUUGCGACGUUGUGUUUGGCUGUUCUAAAUAGCUGCCUGGAUCCACUGCUCUAUGUAUUUGUAGGCCAUGGUUUCAAGCCUUGGCUGGAGUUAAUAUGCAAGUCUAAGACUAAGUUAUACUUAAUUCCUAGCUCAACUGAUAUUGGAGACCAGCAAUUGAUGGAAGUUCAGAUGGAAGCAAUGGAUCUAGGGCAUGAAUGAAGUAUUUGUAAAGAUAUCAGUGCAGACAUCUUCUUAUUUACAACGUAUGGGGUAACAUGUCAUAAAGCAGAGCUAAAACUCAAAAUUCAGCAAGUGCACCUAGCUUGAACAGCAUUCAGACACGUAGAGGGUUAUUUACUAAACUCCGAAUAGCUGAAAUCUGAAAAAUUUGUGAUUCUUUGUGUUAUAAUAGGCUUUUAAAAAAAUCACAAAUUUUUCGGAAUUUAUUAAACCCCGAGGGCUAAAAAUCCCCAGUAUAAAAACACGGCAUCUCAAACCUGUCGAGGUUGCAUAAAAGUCAAUGGGAACAGUCUCAUUGAUUUUUGGUUUAGGUUUCGGGCAAUUCCACAAUGUUUUUGGAGCUUUCGGGUGAAAACUCCGGAAUAUUCGGAGUUUUCAGGGGAAAAUUCCCGAAAAAAAUCGGAGCUUUUCCCCCGCAAAGGUAAUUUUCGUGAAAAUGUAAUAAUAAAUAAGCGUUAAAAACCCGAGCGGCUUAGAUCGGAGUUUGUAGCAGCCAAUAUUGGAGAUGAAUUCGGACCUUGAUAAAUAACCCCCUCAGGGGGUUAUUUAUGAAACUCAGAUUUAUCUCAUGUUUUUACUAAACCAAUCGGGACCAAAGUCCCAUCCACGAUUUUAUCUUAUUGAUCAAUAAAAUAAUUCGAAAAAGUCAGGUCAGAAAAAAUCUUGAUAAAAUCGAGCAAAAACCCAAAUCAAAUGAAUUUUUCUUUUUUACACCCAAUCGCUUAUUUUUUUUGGGUUAUCUUCCUAAAACUCCACAUUUUUUGGAUUAUAGGACAAAACCCAAUGCAUAUCACAAAAAUUGAGGUUUAGUAAAUAACCCCCUUAAAAUCUAGGGAGCACUGGAAGCUGCAAGGCAAGGAGAACACUGUACAUAGUGCCUGUCUAUGGCAAGUUUAAUUACAGAGCUCCCCUGCACCUGUGCGUUGCACCUUUCACCAGAUUCUAAAUCAGCAUUUGCACCAGGGGCAAUGGAAAAAUCACCAGUAUUUUUUUAGUAAGUUUAUGCAUAAAACAACCACAAAUUAACUUUUGUUAGUACUAUGCUGAUAGUGUGUUUGUUAGAAGUAGCCAUAUAUAGAACAUUACAUAGUAUCUUUGCUUUCUUAUACAGUAUGAAGAAUAUGGAAUGAAAUUAGAUUAAAUAAAGCACCAAACAGUCUCCACAUCUCUUCAAGUAAACCAGCUCAAUCUGUGUGUUAUAUGAUGUUAUAUGACUGUGAAAUAUGUAUACAUAUAUUUAUAUAUAAAUAAAUGUAUGGGACCUGUUAUCCAGAAUGCUUGAGGCCUGGUGUUUAAUGGAUCUUUCCACAAUAUUUUAAGUCUACUAGAAAAUCACAUUAAAUGAAACCAAUAGUCUGGGUUUCUUUCCAAUAAGGAUUAAUUAUAUUUUAGCUUGGAUCAAGUAUGAGAUACUGUAUUAUUAUUAUUAUUAUUAUAGAUAAAAAAUAUUCUGUCUUUGAAAAUGUGGAUUAUUUGGAUAAAACAGAGUCUUUGGGAAUGCUCUAUGUUCAAAUAUGGGAUCAUCAAAAACCUAGCUUCAAAAUUAAGUCGUGUACUGGAAACAAAUAUUGUGACACCAUUAAGAGUUAACUAAAAGAUGCUGCGAAGCCUGCAAUCUAAGUAAUGUCUAUUCCAAUGACUAAAAGCUGUGAUCUGGCUUUUGAGGGUGAUACUUGUGGCCAUUUGUCUGUACAUAUUGUUCCCGGAAAUAAAUGUUUCCUCUUCCAGUACAUGUAUGCCAAAAUGCAUUGAACAAGGUCUGUUCAGAAUAAGAUGUACAGUAAUAAGAGAUGUAUUCAGACUGCCCAGUACAGUGUUUUGGUAUGAACCCAUCACCUGUGGGAUAUGCUUAUUAAGUGAAACGUACAUGUUAUAUUG